CUCCCGCGAGCUCGCGGCGCAGCAGCAGAAGACCGAGGAGCGCCGCCGAGGCCGCGGGCCCCAGACCCGGGCGGCCGGGACCGCAGCGACGGCAGAACCAGGGCCGGCGGUCUGAUCCCGCUCCGCGAUCGCACCCCGGGGAUCUCGAGGGCCUCGACGCCCAACUUUUCCCCGCUCUCCCUCCCCUCCCCCGAAAGUCCAGCAACAAAGAAAAGGAGUUGGAGCGGCGGCGGCGACGCGGGGGCGGCGGUCCGUGGGCGCGCAGCUCAGAGGCGUACAGUUAUGGCCACCCAGGUGAUGGGGCAGACUUCUGGAGGAGGCAGUCUCUUCAACAACAGUGGCAACAUGGGCAUGGCCUUACCAAACGACAUGUACGACCUGCACGAGCUCUCGAAAGCUGAACUGGCAGCCCCUCAGCUCAUCAUGUUAGCCAACGUGGCCCUGACUGGGGAGGCAAGCGGCAGCUGCUGCGAUUACCUGGUCGGUGAAGAGAGGCAGAUGGCCGAAUUGAUGCCCGUGGGAGACAACCACUUCUCAGAAAGUGAAGGAGAAGGCCUGGAAGAGUCGGCUGACCUCAAAGGGCUGGAAAACAUGGAACUGGGAAGUUUGGAGUUAAGUGCUGUAGAACCCCAGCCCGUAUUUGAAGCCUCAGCUGCCCCAGAAAUAUACAGCGCCAAUAAAGAUCCCGCCCCAGAAACACCCGUGGCGGAAGACAAAUGCAGGAGUUCCAAGGCCAAGCCCUUCCGGUGUAAGCCGUGCCAGUACGAAGCCGAAUCUGAAGAGCAGUUUGUGCAUCACAUCCGGGUUCACAGUGCUAAGAAGUUCUUUGUGGAGGAAAUUGCGGAGAAACAGGCCAAAGCCCGGGAGUCGGGGUCGUCCCCGGCCGAAGAGGGCGAGUUCUCCAAAGGCCCCAUCCGCUGUGACCGCUGUGGCUACAAUACCAACCGGUACGACCACUACACGGCACACCUGAAGCACCACCUGCGAGCUGGCGAGAACGAGUGCGUCUACAAGUGCGUCAUCUGCACGUACACGACCGUGAGCGAGUACCACUGGAGGAAACACCUGAGAAACCAUUUCCCCCGGAAGCUCUACUCCUGCAGCAAGUGCAAUUACUUCUCAGACAGAAAAAAUAACUACGUGCAGCACGUGCGGACCCACACAGGAGAACGCCCGUAUAAAUGUGAACUUUGUCCUUACUCAAGCUCUCAGAAGACUCAUCUAACGCGACACAUGCGGACUCAUUCAGGUGAAAAGCCAUUUAAAUGUGAUCAGUGCAAUUACGUGGCCUCUAAUCAGCAUGAAGUGACCCGACAUGCAAGACAGGUUCACAACGGGCCUAAACCUCUUAAUUGCCCUCACUGUGACUACAAAACAGCAGAUAGAAGCAACUUCAAAAAGCACGUGGAGCUGCAUGUUAACCCACGGCAGUUCAACUGCCCCGUGUGUAACUACGCGGCUUCUAAGAAGUGUAAUUUACAGUACCAUUUCAAAUCUAAGCAUCCCACCUGUCCCAGCAAAACAAUGGAUGUCUCCAAAGUGAAGCUAAAGAAAACCAAAAAGAGAGAGGCUGACCUGCUUAAUAACGCUGUCAGCAACGAGAAGAUGGAGACUGAGCAAACAAAAACAAAGGGGGAUGUGUCUGGGAAGAAGAACGAGAAACCUGUAAAAGCUGUGGGAAAAGAUAUUUCAAAAGAAAAGAAGCCUGGUAGCAGUGUCUCAGUGGUCCAGGUAACUACCAGGACUCGGAAGUCAGCGGCGGCAGAGACUAAAGCAGCAGAGGUGAAACACACAGACGGACAAACAGGAAACAAUCCAGAAAAGCCCUGUAAAGCCAAGAAAAACAAAAGAAAGAAGGACGCUGAGGCCCAUCCCUCCAACGUGAACGAGGGACCAGUGACAAAAAAGAAAAAGAAGUCCGAGAGCAAAUCCAAAACCAGUACAGACGCGCCAAAGGGCGGCGGCAGAGCGGAGGAGAGGCGAGGGGACAAGAAGCAAAGCGCUUCCGUUAAGAAAGGCGCAAAGAAGACGCCGCCCAAGACCAAGACAAGUAAAAAAGGUGGCAAACUUGCUCCAAAGGGGAUGGGGCAGACAGAACCUUCUUCUGGGGCAUUGGCUCAAGUGGGGGUGUCUCCAGACCCCGCCCUCACUCAGGCGGAGGUCACCGGGUCAGGAUCUUCUCAGAUGGAGCUUCCUUCACCCAUGGAUAUUGCUGAGUCAGAGCCCGCCCAGACGGAGGUUUCCCUGACAGGGCCACCUCCGGUGGAGCCUGCUCAAAUGGAGCCAUCGCCGCCUGCGAAACCUCCCCAGGUAGAAGCACCCACCUACCCCCAGCCUCCCCAGAGGGAGCCUGCCCCUCCCACGGAGCCUGCUGAGAUGGAACCUUCCCCUCCCGAGGAGCCUUCCCAGAAGGAACCACCUCCCAGUAUGGAGCCUCCCCGUCCUGAGGAGCUGCCUCAGGCGGAACCACCUCCUAUGGAGGAUUGUCAGAAGGAGCUGCCUUCUCCCGAGGAGCCCGCUCAGACCGAGGAGCCCGCUCAGACUGAGGUUGCUCAGCCGGCUCCUACGCAGGUGGGGUCUGUUCAGGAGGAGCCCCCUCCUGUCUCACCUGAGCCGCCUCAGGUGAAGCCAACCAAAAGGUCAUCUCCCCGGAAAGACAGUGCAGAGAAGGAGCUGAGCCUGCUGAGUGAGAUGGCACGGCAGGAGCAGGUCCUCAUGGGGGUUGGCUUGGUGCCUGUUAGAGACAGCAAGCUUCUGAAGGGAAGCAAGAGCGUCCAGGACUCCCCAGCCCCACCGUCACCACCACCAAAGGGAAACUCGAGGGAAGAGACACCCAAGGACCAAGAAAUGGUCUCCGAUGGGGAAGGAACUAAAGUAUUCCCUCUCAAAGGAGGACCAGAGGAAGCCGGAGAGAGUCCAGCUGAGUUGGCUGCUCUCAAGGAGUCUGCCAGUGUUUCAUCCUCGGAACAAAACUCAGCCAUGCCAGAGGGUAGAGCAUCACACAGCAAGUGUCAGACUGGCUCCUCUGGGCUUUGUGACGUGGACGUGGACACUGAGCAGAAGACAGACAGUGUCCCCAUGAAAGACUCCACAGCAGAGCCAGUGUCCCCUCCUACCCCAACAGUGGACCGUGAAGCAGGGUCACCAGCUGUAGUGGCCUCCCCUCCUAUCACGUUGGCUGAAAACGAGUCUCAGGAAAUUGAUGAAGAUGAAGGCAUCCACAGCCAUGAUGGAAGUGACCUGAGCGACAACAUGUCCGAGGGGAGUGACGACUCAGGACUGCACGGGGCUCGGCCGACACCACCAGAAGCUACGUCAAAAAAUGGAAAGGCAGGGUUGGCUGGUAAAGUGACUGAGGGAGAGUUUGUGUGUAUUUUCUGUGAUCGUUCUUUUAGAAAGGAAAAAGAUUAUAGCAAACACCUCAAUCGCCAUUUGGUGAAUGUGUACUUCCUGGAAGAAGCAGCUGAAGAGCAGGAGGAGCGGGAGGAGCCGGAGGAGCGGGAGUAGCGGGAGUAGCUGAGCCUCGGCAGAAGCAUCGUGCAGACUUUGUGAGCAUGCAAUUUUAAUUUGACUGUAGACAAACGCAAGCUUGCUUUAAUUAGUCUCCAGCGCUGAGUUUUCAGUAACAUUCUUUUUCUUAGGACUGUACAUCUGUUUAGUGCUUGUUGCAUAAAUCUUAGCAAAUCCUAGGGAGUUAAUGUAAGAGGACAGAUACAUAGCUAGCUCGUGCAGGCAGGUGCAAGGAGAAGGGUAGGAUGGUGGAACACACCACUUGCCUUGCCUGCCUACAACCUGUUGGGUUUUCUCUUUUCACGNUAGUUCCUAAUUUUUAGUUCCUUGUUUAGAUCGAUACAAAUUGGCUUAGUAAAUUACUUGAAGAAUUUGCCUG
Molecule: messenger RNA, 3889 nt
Organism: Mus caroli (Ryukyu mouse)
Lineage: Eukaryota; Metazoa; Chordata; Mammalia; Rodentia; Muridae
Gene: Rest
Product: RE1 silencing transcription factor
Biological process (GO): positive regulation of transcription by RNA polymerase II; negative regulation of DNA-templated transcription; negative regulation of neuron differentiation
Cellular component (GO): nucleus; transcription repressor complex
Molecular function (GO): transcription cis-regulatory region binding; DNA-binding transcription repressor activity, RNA polymerase II-specific
Source: RefSeq, a predicted model, not a curated record